Molecule: messenger RNA, 3336 nt
Organism: Oxyura jamaicensis (ruddy duck)
Lineage: Eukaryota; Metazoa; Chordata; Aves; Anseriformes; Anatidae
Product: putative E3 ubiquitin-protein ligase UNKL
Exons: 6
Coding region: 2058-2999 (313 amino acids)
Molecular function (GO): metal ion binding
Source: RefSeq, a predicted model, not a curated record
UCAGGACUCCAGACAGGGGGAGAAAAUAAGGUGAAAAAAGCUUGUGUGUCAAGAUAAAGGCAGGGAGAUUGCUUACCAAUUGCUGUCAUGGGCAAAACAAAGUUGACUUGAGGAAAAUUAAUUAAAUUUGUUGCCAAUUAAAAUGGAAUUGGAUGGUGAGAAACAAAGACAAAACCUAAAACACCACCAUCCCCUUUAUCUCAGGUUCAACUUCAUUCCCAACUCUUCUACCUUGUCCCUCUUCCCCCUUCCCCUCUAGCACUGGUAAGCAUAGAGGGAUGGGGAGUGGGGUGUUGCAGUCAGCUCAUAACAGUUCUCUGCCACUCCUUCCUCCUCACACUUGUCCCUGCUCCAGUGUAGGUCCUCUCCAUGAGUCUGCAGUUCCUUCAGGGAACAGACACUUCCUUCACCAUCAUCCUGUGCAUGGGCUGAAAGGAAAUCUGUGCUUAUACCAUGGGCUCUUACAUCGCCUCUUACUCGCUCCACUAUGGUGUCUUCCAAACCUUCUGUGGGUUGCAGGGAAAUCCCUGCCCUGGUAGCUGGAGCACAUCUUCCCAGUCUUUCUUCUUUGACCCUGGUGUUCAUUCACAGGGUUGUUUCUCACACCUUUUUUUCCUCAGUCCUCAAUGCUGUGUUUGCACUGUCUGAAUUAUAUUUUCCCAGAGGCAUAAUCAGUUUCAUUGAUGGGCUCAGCUGUGUCCUGUAGCAGGUCUGCUGUAGAGAUGGCUGGAACUGGCUGUGUCCAGCACAGGGCAGCCCCAUGCCUGUCCUUACAGAGGCCACCCCUGCAGCUUCGCCACAGCUGCCAAAACCUUGCUACACUCAAGCAGAUCGUAUUUGCCAAAAUUCAACUGGGUUUGAAGAAUACUUUAAGUACUAAAAAAGAAAAGUCUCUGUUACCAUUCCAUACGGCAUUUGCUUGGGGUCUUUACUUUGGCUCUUAAUGUUUAAGAGAAUUCUUACUAUGCCAGAUUUUUAAACUAAAUCCUCUGUACUUUGUUGCUUCUGUACUUCUCUUGCAAAUAGUGGUGUAGGUUUAUUGUCUGAUAUGUUAUGUACAUUUGUGGUUAUAUUUAUGUCUGCCCUGUAUCUUCCUUAUAUAGUUGGUCACGAGGCUGAUUUUGGUAACAUAUGCAGAGUAUUUAAAAUACAUUUUUGAAGAUAUUGUGGCAGCGCAGCUUAUAAUGAGCAUCCCUGUCUUCAUUUUUUUGAAAUACUUAAAGGAAUGAUGUUUUCUCUGAUGACAUGAAUUCACCAGUUUUAAGCAAAAACAGAAAAAUAGAAUCCUGACUCAUGCUUUAAGUAUAAUUCAUUUGACUGCUCUAUUUUCUUUAUAGAAAAGGUGAUGCAAUUUUUAUUUGACAUUCGAAACUAUUGAGGACUAAAAUCUUCACAGUAAAUACUGAAUUGUUUCUUGACAGGAAAAUCCAGUGCAUCUGUGCAUGUUAAUUUAAGUAACUGUAUAACUUGACAUCCCUUUAAAAAUAAUAAUAAUAAUAAUGAUUUUUAUUAUUAUUAUUUUGGAAAAUUAUUGACAACAAAACUGUUUGACUAAUUUUUUAUUUUAAACUUUGUUUCAAAAUCGUUUUUUGUAGAGUUAAGUACAUUUGACAUUUAAAAUCUACUGAACAAAAGCAGAACUAUGUAGAAGAAAGAAAUCGAGCUAUUUCUGGUUAUUACACAGCGUAAAAUUUUCAAGGUAUAUAUAGUCUUACUUUCUCAACUCCAGUUUAUAUAUUGAAAUAGAAAACAAAAUUUUUCUUACUCUUCAAGUUCCAUUCAGUUUUAUCACCUAUAUCAGUUUGCUGUAAAUAUGACUGAGUCAAAUAACCCGAUGUGAAAAAAUGUUUUCUCUUUCUCUGUAGCUGCAGAUGAGGCCAAUGCUAUGUAAAGUUACAAAUUCUGUUUUUGGGUGCUUGGAAACCUAAUUCUAAGUGUUCAGUUUAAAAAAUAUUUUUGCAAUAGCAGAUAAAUAAUGUUUUCUUUUUUUAAUGGCAGGUAUUGGAAUAUACAAUUUAAUUUGAAAUUACACAUUUUUCAGAAGAAUACUUACAGAGAUGUGUCUUCCUUUGGAACUUUUUUUUUUUUUUUUUUGUGCAUGCAUAGGUCAAAGAUUACUGGGAAGUUCAGCACCUGUCAGUAUUCCAGGUUCUUUUGCUCGUUCCUCAUCUUUACACUCAUCAUCAUCCCUUUCAACCUCUCCACUCAGUUCUCUUUCACAAUCGCUGUCUCAGUCUUUUGUUUCAUCCACUAUGGUUCCUCACCAACAGCAGCCCCAACCCUUGAAGUCAGAACACAGUAUGUUGGGCACCUCAGCCUCUUCUCACAACUCUUUAGGUUUAAAUGGUGUUACAGGGAGCAUUUGGGACUUUGUGGCUGGGAGUUUCUCUCCUAGUCCAUCCCCAGUAUUAAGCAUUGACACUACUCUCUCAAUAAGUUCAAACACAAGUGGGAACGAACUAACUCGAAUUAGACAGGAACUUGAUGAUGCCAAGAGAAAACUAAAACAAUGGGAAGAAUCUUGGCAACAAGUAAAACAGGCAUGUGAUGCAUGGCAAAAAGAGGCUCAAGAAGCAAAAGAACGUGCUGAUGUUGCAGCUGCUGACAAGCAACUUGCUCUUCAGAAGAAGGAAGAAGUGGAAAAUAAAUUAAAAAAGCUGAAGGUGCAGUUAGCUGCCUGCCUAUCUACUACAUUACCUUACAUAAAAAACUCUGGAGACAUAGAAAAGAUAUCCUUGCCAAUGCUUCGUUCCUUACAAAGUCGUCUGCACCUAGAUUUAGGAACAAUAGAUGAGGUGAUUUUUCAGCUUCAGUCAAAGAAGUGUAUAGUAUGUCGAGAAGGUGAUCGUAGCAUUAUCCUGAAUCCAUGUCAACAUUACAUACUUUGUGACCACUGUGCAGCUAGACAAGAAGAAUGUCCCUGUUGCAAGAAAUCAAAAAAUCCACGGUGUGACACUAGUACAGCUUACAUUGAAAUGACCUACUACUGUGUUACAUGAUUUGUAUCUCUGUAUUAUUGUAUUCAGUAUAGGAAUUGAAUUCAUAAGCAGUAAAGAGUUUAUCUAUUUAAAGUUAAUUCAUGCUGAAACAAACAAAAACCAACAAGUUGUAUACUAAAAUUAUUGUUCUUGAAAUAGAUAAAGCUUUUUGAAUUCUGUCAGUAUUAAAUAUAGGACCCGAGCCAAAGGUAUUUAAAUUAUUGUAUCCUCACUGGGUUUUGUGGUCUUUGUAUGAAGGCUUGAGUUAGCAAAAAAUAAUCGUUAAAUGUUUCUGUGAUAACUAAAUGUACAGACUCAUUGCUGCUUUCCUAAGACAUGCCAGCCUGCAAGAACGUUA